This is a messenger RNA of Eufriesea mexicana, 545 nucleotides long. RefSeq names its product papilin-like. The transcript is spliced from 5 exons. NCBI's taxonomy places the organism in Eukaryota, Metazoa, Arthropoda, Insecta, Hymenoptera, Apidae. Gene Ontology annotation, biological process: extracellular matrix organization; proteolysis. Gene Ontology annotation, molecular function: metalloendopeptidase activity. The record is from RefSeq and is a predicted model, not a curated record. The coding region runs from base 105 to 545 and encodes 146 amino acids. Gene Ontology annotation, cellular component: extracellular matrix.
CCGUCCGCGGAGGUGGUGCGCGUUGUCGUUCCUUCGGCUCACAUACCAGUGUCAGAGGGGUUUUCCGGUUUCCCAGCCGUGGUCCCGGCCGAUCCUCAGCGGGAAUGACGGCCAUCAGGAGCACGUGGUCGUCGGUGCUUCUUAUAUGUAUUAUAGGACUAUGCCUGCACGACGUCUUUGCGAAACACCAUCACGUAAAACUGAGGCACGAGAGACACCGUCGUCAACACGGAGAGAGCUAUCUGACCAGCAGCUUCGUGUUGGACACGGAUGAGCCUGAACGAGGAACCUGGGGACCAUGGUCGUCGCCUAGCUCCUGUUCCAGGACCUGCGGCGGAGGCGUCACUCAUCAGAUCAGACAGUGCCUCGACAUAGAUGACAAUGGCUACAACAGGUGCACUGGUGCGUCCAGGCGAUACUUCUCCUGCAACAUUCAGUUCAUGCUCCGCUUUCUACCCGACGUCACAAGUACCCAUAUCGAUCAUAAGGCCAUCUGCAUACCGACUCAAGUACGAAACGCAAAUAGAGAAUGCGAAUUUGCAUAA